This is a messenger RNA of Phyllostomus hastatus (greater spear-nosed bat), 1016 nucleotides long. RefSeq names its product pterin-4 alpha-carbinolamine dehydratase 2 (gene PCBD2). NCBI's taxonomy places the organism in Eukaryota, Metazoa, Chordata, Mammalia, Chiroptera, Phyllostomidae. The transcript is spliced from 5 exons. Bases 49 to 861 code for a protein of 270 amino acids. Gene Ontology annotation, molecular function: 4-alpha-hydroxytetrahydrobiopterin dehydratase activity. Gene Ontology annotation, biological process: tetrahydrobiopterin biosynthetic process. The record is from RefSeq and is a predicted model, not a curated record.
CCUGGAGGGAGUCCAGCACCGUCAGACCGUCCACGAGUGUCAAACACUAUGCGCGGAGGGAAGCCCAGCGCCCCGCGGGCCGCUCACCUUCCCGGCUUAAGUGAGGCAACUCGGCACCCGGGCAAAGCCGAAAGGGGCGCAGAGCGGCCUCUGACAGCGCGGGGGCCUGCGGGGGCCUGCGGGGCCGCGCCCCGCUCGCUGCCCGCAGAUCUGGCCUCGAAGCUCCCGGGGCCUUCCGGGGGCCGGGCGCACCCGGGCCUGCACGGUGGGGCCAGGCAGUGCGGGCGGCCUGGUCUGCGGGCGGCCUGGCCCGCCGCCGGGAGCUGCCCGCGGACGGGCGGCCCGGGUGGCAGGCGGCGGGCAGGCAGUGCGCCGGGCAGCUCUCGGCGGACGGCCAUGGCGGUGGCUCUGGGGCUCCGGGGACCGACGCUGCGCUGGUUGGUGGCACUGCGCAGUCGGGGUCCCGGCCGCGCGGCCAUGUCAGCAGAUGCUCACUUGUUGACAGCAGAGGAGAGGAGCCAAGCUAUCCUUGACCUUCAAGCAGCAGGAUGGUCGAAAUUACAAGAGAGAGAUGCCAUCUACAAAGAGUUCUCCUUCAAAAACUUUAAUCAGGGUGCCGCCCUGUUUAGAGAGUCAUCUCCCAUGACUUGCCCUGCAGUUCUUACUCCAUUGCGUUUGUAUAAGGCAUUCGGCUUUAUGUCCCGAGUGGCUCUGCAAGCAGAGAAGAUGAAUCAUCACCCGGAAUGGUUCAAUGUGUACAACAAGGUCCAGAUAACUCUCACUUCGCACGACUGUGGCCAACUGACCAAGCGAGAUGUGAAACUGGCCAAGUUUAUUGAAAAAGCAGCUACUUCUGUGUGAUUUCUUUCAAAAUGCAUGUAAAAUCUUAUAUAUAUCUCAGGUGCAGUAUAUUUUGAAGGUGAUGAACAUGAACAAAUUAAGCUGUAAAUUGAAGUUCAACUUUAUAGACCAUGUUUUGUCAAAUCAAUGCUAAAUAUAAAUGGAUUUACAUUUGA